Molecule: messenger RNA, 357 nt
Organism: Rhizophagus irregularis DAOM 181602=DAOM 197198
Lineage: Eukaryota; Fungi; Glomeromycota; Glomeromycetes; Glomerales; Glomeraceae
Source: RefSeq, a predicted model, not a curated record
CUAUAACAGAUAUAAAUACAGUUGGAGUAUGUAAAAAAAAUACGGAUUUUUAUGCAAUAUGGUCAGAGAUGAUCAUUAGUCUUAUUGAAGAUGAUAAAUAUUUUGAGAAAUAUGGAGCAACUUUAUUACCAAUGUUAAUAAAAUCAAAUGAUCCAAAAUCAGCUCAUCAUAUAAAAGAGAUAUAUAAUAAAUGCAUUAAACUUGUUAAGGAAGAUUUGAAGAGAAAUCUGAAAUUACUUAAUAUUAUUACAUCAUCUAUGUAUGACUUAUAUAAAAAAUAUCCUGAUUAUUUAACACAGUUUAAUUCUGAAAUGUUUUUGGUUUUAGACCCAUAUUUUGAAAAAACUAAUAAUAAUA